Molecule: messenger RNA, 2820 nt
Organism: Pieris napi
Lineage: Eukaryota; Metazoa; Arthropoda; Insecta; Lepidoptera; Pieridae
Gene: Polr3E
Product: DNA-directed RNA polymerase III subunit RPC5
Exons: 8
Coding region: 128-1582 (484 amino acids)
Biological process (GO): DNA-templated transcription
Cellular component (GO): RNA polymerase III complex; nucleus
Source: RefSeq, a predicted model, not a curated record
GCACAGGGCAUUCCAAUGAGGUCCCCAUAUUUCAAAAACGUUUUAGUUUUGUGGAAAGCUUGUUUUAUAUAAUUAUUAAUUAAAGAAAAAGUACCACAAUGAAGUAGGAUAUUACAAAACUUACGCAAUGGAAGAAGACGAUCCUGUUGUUCAAGAGAUACCAGUGUUCUUAUCCCAAGCUUUGACAAAGAAUCUAUACAUCUAUCAGUAUCCAGUAAGACCGGCCAAUAGGGAUUGGUCAAAUGCAAAAGUUGAAAAUGUAUCUAUUAAACCGCGGAACAAAUUAGUACGAAUGGAAAUUGGCUUAGAUACUUACAGCGAUAAGUAUUGUUCAUCCAAAGGUGAACAGAUUGCUGUUAAUACCGAUGGGCUGCAUGGAUUAAUUAAGGAUAAAGAACGUGAAAAAUCUAAAUAUUUUAAGACUGAUGUAAUGGAUAAAAUUGUUUAUGAAAGUAGUUCUACUUGUGUUGAUACACAACAUUAUGCUAUUGGAAUAUUGCAAGAUAAGGAGCUGCAUUGUACUCCCAUCCAAGGUAUAGUCCAAUUACGUCCAUCCUAUUCAUAUUGUGACAAACAAGAUAAAAGGAAGCAGGAUAAGAAUGAAUUGGAUGUGUCAGAGGAUGAAGAAAAGGAACCUGAAAUACAGCAGGUAACAGUAAAGUUUGCACGAGUAGAGACUGAAGUUGCAAAGAAAGCCAGGGAAAAAUCCUUUCGCACAAUUAGUCAAAAGGUUGCUGAAGAGCCAUGGUAUGAUGCAUUGUGGAAAAGCUCAAAAAGUGAUCAGGCUGAGUUGGAGAGAUUGAAGCUGUUUAGUGCAACAUCAUCAGACGGGUCUGCUUUGACAUUAGAGGCACGGGAUUACAUCAAAGAACUAGUUCCAAGUGCUGAAGAAGACGAACAAGAGACUGAAAAAACACUAACUUUGCCAGAAGUCAUUAAGGAGAUACUAUUGGAUGCUAAACUAAUGACAUUCACGGAACUCCGUGAAGCGGUACGCCGUAGUGGCCUACAGAGCGGCGACGCGGCCCUUUUAGGCGCUCUGGGCGGGGCCGCUUGCUGUGUGAGAGGCUUGUGGGCGCCGAGAUCACAUGACGUAUACCCACGCGCCACGCCUGCACCCCCAAGACUGCUUUGUGCUGCUAGGGACCAUGUGCUAUAUCUUUUCACUCAACACCCAUACGUGGACAGGCGAAAAAUUACCGCCGCAGUCCGAUUGCCAGCAAGUGACGUGCUUGGAAUACUUCAGUCUGUCGCUAAACUAAAUCCCAACACGGGUUGGGAGCUUUUAUUACCACCGGACCUCGCCUUCGAAGCUAAAUAUCCAGAAAUAAUACAACGCCAGAAUCUAUACUGGGAAGCCAGGCAGCGGCAGUUCAACGAAAUGCUAAUGGGAGAAUGUGUACCGAAGAGGCAAAGGAAGAAAUCCCAAAGAGAUUCUAUAAGUUCAGAUACAAUGUUAAGUCCGAAACCGAGGUGUAAUAGUGUUAGUGAAGAGGAAAGUGAUAGAAAACGAUAUAAAAAUAAAUCUGCUAGUGGGGUGGGAAAACGGACUAGACAUGUCAGUGGGGGACCGGAUACGUGACUAUAGUGGUAGUAGGUUAUCAAUUUAGGAAUCAGUGUAAAUAUGUGAGGCUGUCGAAUGUGUAAGUAAAUUUAAAUAUGCGUUUUCAACUUGCUAUUUAUGGGCCAUUUUUAACAAUUUACAUUUUUUGGAUAUAUGUAUAAAGAAUAAAUUGCUUAUCAGAAAAUAAAAAGAUCUCUGGGUUUUAAUGUAGUAAAAUAUGGGUACAUUAUUCAACAUAUAAAAAUUUAAUGUUUAUGAAUUGUUUCUUCUGUUUUGUUGAUAGAAUAUUUGAUCUACGAACCCUAAGGGAACGUUAAUUUUGUGAUACAAUUUAUAAGCUAAAAAUAAUAUUAUAGCAAUAUUUUAGGCUUAUUUUGUUUUUGUAAUAAGCACCAGAAAAUCCUACAGUACAGAAAAGUAGUCAUGCUUUUUUAUUUAACUUCAGUAAAUGUCUUAUUUAAAAUUUGCUAACAUUAUGAAAUUAUGUCAUCAUAACACAUAACAAGUGUAUGGCCGAAAUAUAAUGUAAAUCUGUAAAAAUAUUUUUUUUAAUAUUACACUGUUUUUUUUAACUCUUAUCACCUCCGAAAAUUAGUGGUUAACAUACAUGGUGUAUGAAGGAACCUGGUCUCGAUUCAAAUUCAAUCUAAUUGUUAAGGGUUGACAGACACAGAAGUCUGAUAACCUACUUGCAAAACACAGCAAUCAUUAGUUCUUGCUUACAUGCUUUUCAUCUUGUAUUAAAACCAGUGGCCUAUGGUCUUGGCCAUAAAUUUGUUGCUUAUCUUGAUCACAUUUUCACGGAAGUGGCAAGUAGAUGAUCAGCAGAUGACAUAAAUGUUUGGUUUUUGGGUUUAGGACAUGCCAGUCCUCAUGUGGGAAACAUCUCUGUAGGAGCAACAGUUAAUUGUGUACAUGAAAAAUUCAAUUAUUGAUGUAUAGUGAUAGAUGUUAUUCUAACACACACUUGGCAAAUGCUUGCCGAGGCAUUGGGCCGAUGCUGUUCUAUUUCUCAUAAAUUUAAUUGUAAAAUCCAUCUUAAUGUUGAUGAAAUAAGGGUGUUAUUAUAUUAUACAAUACUUUUUCUUUGCAUUGUUGUUACAUUUGGAGUGUUAUUUUGACAAAAAAUAUUUUGUUUUCUGAGAAAUUGAUGGAUUGAGAAAUUCUCAAGUAAAUAUGUAAUUGUUUUUAUUGUGUAUGUUAUCCAGUUUAAGCAGAUAUUGUUAUUUUAUACGAAAUACAAAGUAAUAAAAUAU